GCGGGUGUUUUGAACGGGACUGUCUCUGUGUGUCCGGAGCUGCCGGCUACGGCCCGUGUCGCCAGAGAUGGUGGUCAUAGACAGAGUGAAGGAGGACUUCUACCAGAGAAUCAGCUCUGACCACGUGCUGGUGCUGGUGUACCCUGACGUGGACUCCCUGUGUGCCUGCAAGAUCCUGCAGACUCUCUUCAAGGCAGACAACACACAAUACACUGUGGUAUGUGUGUCUGGGAUCUCUCAACUGAAGACUGCCUUCACUACCCACCACGACAAGGUCAGGAGUGUGGUGCUGAUCAACUGUGGAGGUGGAGCCAAACUGAUUGAGCUACUGCAGCCGGAGGAACACAUCUGCAUCUUUGUGGUGGACAGUGUCAGACCUCUUGAACUAGACAAUGUCUACAACAAAGGCCAGGUCCAUAUUGUACUGAGGGAGGGAGAAGUUCUUGAGAUACCAGAUUUCGAUGACAUCUAUGAUUCAGACCAGCAGGCGGAGGAGGACGGGGAGGAGGAAGGGGAGGAGUUCUUUAGUGACGAGGAGGUUGAAGAUAGUGUCACUGGAGGGAAGAGGAGGAGGAGAGAGGGGGAGGCAUCGUACGAGGCAAGGCGGAAAAGACACCUCUGGAGAAGAAAGAGGGAGGAGAUAUUGUACAAGUACAGCGAGUUCAACUACCACAGUACUGCGGCAUCACUGGUGCUCUAUGAGCUGGCCUGGAGAUUGACCAGAGACAAUAACGAGCUGUUGUGGCUAGCAAUCACUGGACUCACUGAACAGCUGCUACAUGAGAAGACUGACAGGGAGAUGUACGUGACGGAGAUGCACCGCAUGCAACCACAUGUACUGCGACUGAACAGGAGCGAGGAGGAGACUGUGUCUGCAAUCAACACUAUGAAGAUCAACUUUGUGGAAGAGUAUCCAUAAUUUUAACAUUUCCAGCUUAUCAGGACAAGUUUGAAUGUGUCCUGAACUUGAACCAGAUUGAGACUGGACCUGUACCGGCACUGGACCAUCUACGACAGUCUGUGCAACUCUUGCUACACAGCCUGCAAGUUCAAGGUGUGGUCAUUGAAGGGACACAAGAAUCUUCUGGAGUUUCUGGCAGACAUGGGUCUUCCUCUGGUUCAAUGUAAGCAAAGGUUUUCAGCGAUGGACGUCCAGUUCAGGGAGAACUUCAGAUCAUGGAUUGAUCGCUCUGCUGCCAAGUUUGACUUGACAACAUGGCCUAUGGCUCAUUCAGUGCACAGAUUGGCUACAAGAUCAAGCUGUCAGCAGCAGACAUGCUACUCAGCACUACAGCUCUCAUAGAGAACCCAGAGAAGUCGACAGAGGAGGCAUUCCUGCAGGCUCUAGAUGCUCUCUCCUGGUCUAAUGUGACCAAGAUACUGGCUGGCAUUGAGACUGCCAAACUACAGCAAGCGGCAAUCAAGACUCAUGUUAGGAACUUCAUUGAUACCCACCAGGUGGUCUGCACCGGUCCCUUCGUCUACGCCUACGUCGAGGAGGGAACGCCUAACAUGAAGUAUUUCAGUCGACCUUUGACCUUGUGUAAACUGGCGAGGUUUCUGAGGGAGGCAUGGAUCAGCUCUAACAAGAGAGCUCGUGACUAUCCUUUCAUUCUCUCAGCUCCUGUGGACCUAGAGAAAGGUAUAUAACCUGACUCACUCACUCUCUCUCUCUCUCUCCUAUCCCCUCUCUCCUAUCUCCUCUCUCCUCUCUCCUAUCUCCUCUCUCCUCCUCCUCACACACACCUCCUCUGACCUGAUGGUGCAAUAGGGACAUGUCUUGUGGCAGGAGUUCCUUGUCAAACAGAGGAAACUCGCAGGAGUGAAUUCAGAAAAGCCUUCACACAAGCAGCUGACAGAACGCAGGCCAACGCUUCUUUUGACUGUUUCGACAACUGUGUGUUUGAAAUGCAGAUGGAAGAUCGUGGGAAAUUCUUUGACGCACUGACUGCACUCUGCACUGUCUGCUGACUGCACUGUCUGCUGACUGCACUCUGCACUGUCUAACUCACCACACACUAACUAAUACUGAAUGUUGUGUUUGUAUAUAAUAGUGUAUUAUGUGAAUAGGUAAUAUGAAAACCUGUGCACCAAAUGCUAUAUAU
Messenger RNA from Geodia barretti, 2105 nucleotides. The record is from the annotation of a GenBank genome assembly. NCBI's taxonomy places the organism in Eukaryota, Metazoa, Porifera, Demospongiae, Tetractinellida, Geodiidae.